GUCCCCGGCGGCCCGCCCCGCCGGCUCCCGGCGCCCGCGGCCAGGGCGCUCCGGAGGGUCUCCGAGCGCAGGCUUCGUACCCCGCCCCCCAACGCCGCCGCGGCCCCGGCUGAUCGGCCUCCCAGCCGCCCGCAGCGCCCGCCCUCCGGCCCCGGCCCCCGGCCCCCCGGCUCCGGGACAUGCGGGCCGCCCUGGCCCUGGCGCUGCUGCGCCUCUGCCUGGCCAAGGUCAACCUGGCCCCCCACUUCUUCGACAACGGGGCGGGCAGCUCGGACGGAAACAUGGCCCUGUUCAGCCUCCCGGAGGACACCCCUGUUGGCUCUCACGUGUACACGUUGAACGGGACAGACCCCGAGGGUGAACCUGUCUCCUACCACAUCAGCUUUGACCCCAGCACUAGAAGCGUCUUUUCUGUUGACUCCAGUUUUGGAAACAUCACCCUGAUUGAAGAGUUGGACCGAGAGAUGGAGGAUGAGAUCGAAGCCAUCAUCAGCAUUUCCGACGGCCUGAACCUGGUGGCAGAGAAAGUCGUGAUCCUGGUGACUGAUGUCAAUGACCAGGCACCCAGGUUCCUCCAGGAGCCGUACACGGUUCAGAUUCCUGAGGACACACCUGCUGGGAGCAGUCUCUUUGAGGUCCAUGCUGUGGACAAGGACACGGGCUCUGGAGGAAGUGUCACCUACUUCCUGCAGAACCUGCUGGCCACCCAGUUCACCGUGGACCGACACAGCGGCGUGCUGCGCCUCCGGGCAGGGACCACCCUGGACUACGAGAAGGCCCGGGUCCACUUGGUCACUGUGGUUGCCCAGGACGGCGGCGGGCAGCUGCGGGGUGCAGCUGCGGUGUUCUCAGCCACCACCACGGUCACGGUCAGCGUGGAGGACGUGCAGGAUGUGGGCCCCGUGUUCGUGGGCACUCCCUUCCACGGCUGCGUGUACGAGGACAUGGUUCCGGGCUCUGAGGUGCUGACAGUGGUCGCCAUGGAUGGAGACAGGGGCAAACCCAACCGCCUUCUCUACAGCCUCAUGAACGGGAGUGACGACGCCUUCGACAUUAACACGACGUCUGGAGCCAUCGUGGUCACCCAGAGCCCGGCCCAGCUCCGGAGAGAGGUGUAUGAGCUGCAAGUGCAGGUGACUGAGGUCAGUGCUGCAGGGAGCCCCGCUGCCCAGGCCACGGUCCCCGUCACCAUCAGGAUCGUGGACAUCAACAACCACCCACCUGUGUUCUACGGAGAAAGCGGGCCCCAGACCAGGUUCGAGCUGUCCCUGUUCGAGCACCCGCCCCCGGGGGAGAUCCUGCGCGGCCUCAAGGUCACCGUCAAAGAUGCAGACCAGGGCUCCAAUGCCAAGUUCGCCCUGCAGCUGGUGGGGUUGGGGGGCGCCUUCCGCGUGGUCCCUCAGACAGCCUUGAAGGAAGCCCAAGUCACAGUCCUCACUGAGAACUCAGCCGCCAUUGACUUUGAGAAGUUCAGAGUGUUAACCUUCCAGCUCCUGGCCACUGAGGUGGACACGGCCGAGAAGUUCAGUGCCACCGCGCAUGUGGUGGUGCAGCUGCUGGACACCAACGACAAUGCCCCACAGUUCACCUCUCCCCACUACGUUGCCAGGGUUCCUGAGGACGCCCCCGGGGGCUCCACCGUGGUGGCUGUCAGGGCUGUGGAUGUGGACACAGACCCCUGGGGUGAAGUCACGUACUUUGUCUACGGGCCGGAGGCAGACCUCUUUCAGGUCCACUCCUCCACGGGGGUUAUCUGCACGCAGCCCUGGGCCAGCCUGGAUGCUGAGGCCACUGCCAGGUACAGCUUCCAUGUAAGAGCAGAGGAUGCGGGGGGCAGGCAUGACCUGGCCAAUGUGACCGUCUUGCUGCUGGAUGUCAAUGACCACCCCCCCCAGUUUGGACAGAGCAUCCAGGAGAAGACGAUGGUGCUGGGGAUCCCUGUGAAAAUUGAGGCCACAGACCUGGAUGCAGAGGCACCCAACAACCUGGUGGACUACUCCAUCCUGCGCGCGGAGCCGGCCAGCGUGUUUGACAUCGAUGCACGCACGGGACAGAUCAGGCUCAAGAGCUCCAUCCGCUCCCUGGAUGCCCUGUGCAACAUCACACACAAUGGCGACUGCACAUGGGCCCUGGAGGUGCAGGCCAAGGACCGUGGCUCCCCAUCCUUCAGCACCAUGGCCGUCCUCAGGAUUGACAUCACAGAUGCUGAGACGCUGCCCUGGACCUCCAUGGACACCUUUCUGACACAGACCAGAGACGAACCUGCGAAGGCUAUGGGUGUGCUGGCCGGCGCCAUGGCCAUUACUGUGGCCAUCACUGCCCUUGUGUCCACUGCCACCUUCUGGCACAAGAAGUCCAACAAGGUUCUGCCAGUGCGGCGCGUGCUUCGCAGGCGGCCCUGCCCUGCCCCCCGCGCUGCCCACAGCAAUUGGCUCAAGUGCAAUAGGACCGAGGCUGCAGCCAAGUUUGUUCUCAAAGAGGAUCCCCCCAGUGAGAACUGCAACAGCAGCCUGGGCAGCCCCCCAGCCCCAAGAGCCCCAAUGCCCCCUCCUCUACCCAGAGUGGCACCCGACGCGGGGGCACCCCUCUCAACUGUGCCCACAGUCUCUGGCUCACUCACCUCUCUGCAACCUCGAGGGUCACCCAAACACAGUGCCUCGGGGAGCCCCAUCCAGUCAGCUCUGGUCUCCGAGCUCAGGCAGCAGUUUGAGAGGAAGAGUAGAGCUGACGAGGAGCGCUUUUAGAGAGCGGCCCGAGCCCCUCUCUUUCCCACCUCCUUCUCCCCUCUCUGCUCCUUAGGGUCACCCUGUUCUGUACGAUAGUGUAACCCCCAUAUUCAGGGCUCUGGAUAACACCGCGGGGCAAGGGGUUUCCCUGGUUCCGGGUGUGAUGGGCCAGUACUUCCCAUUGCUCUGGUGCUUGGCAGCUGCUCUCCAUUCGGCAGAAGCCAGGAAUCAACUAGGAGUCAGCUCUGUCUCCUGCUCACAGUCCCAGACCACACCCCUUGGUUCUCCUGUGGCCUCUGCACCUUCAGGCGAGGAGCGGGGGUGGCUCCUGGGACAAGGCCAUCUGGAGCCCCACCCUGGCGCUCCAGCAGAGAGCAGGGGAGGAAAGCAGGCCCAGUGCUGGCUGGGGCUGGCGGUCAGCAGCCUCGCAGACUGAGGGAGAGCAAAUGGGCGGGAAAGGCAGAGCUGCACUGGGAGCACGCAGGCAGCUGAAUGUGAGGUUGUGCUGGGGCCGCUAGCAAGGUGUGGGGUGGGCAAAGUGUUUGAGCAGAGACCGUGGGCCCUCCUGUGCCCACGGGAACCAGGGACACGGGUGUAAAAAGGGCCUUGCAAGAGGGAGAGUGGAUGCCUGGCCUGGGCUUCCCUGAGCCCAGAGUGUUCAAGCUGGAGCGGGGUUGGGUGGGCGUGGGGAGGGGGGGGUCCUAGUGGCCUCAGGAAAAGCUUCACGUCCCUUGCAGAAGGAGCUGUUCCCUCCCCCCACCGAAGCCGUGGAGGGAGCAGGCAGGUGUCAGGGCUGAGAUCUGGGGAGACCUGCGCUCUUCUCCUCCACGGUGUAGCCGUCUGGAAGCUGCUGGAACUCCCAGCUCAUCCUCCUUGUUUGUGAGAUGAAGAAAGUGAGUCCUGUGGCCCGCACUCAGGCCCAGGGUAAGUGGGAAGUGACAGUGGGGACAGGGCUUUCACCAAGUGCAAGCAGCACCCAUGGGUUCUCCGCAGGCCGUUCUCGGGGUGAGCUCUUCCAGGAAGUGUCAGGGACUCUUGGCUGCUCUGCCGAGCACCCCAGGAAGAGCUGUGCGGGGCGAGGGUGUUGCCACUGACCCAGCAGCCAGAGCAGGAGGCGGCAUUGCCGGGUCCCAGUCCCCAGCCCCCUGGGUGCGGCGCAGCCAGCCCAGCCUCCAUCUGCAAGGUGAGAGGAGAAGGCCCUGGGGCUUGUCCGCGGGUCCAGGCUCCACAGCCACUGGAGGCCACCCGGGGAGGAGCCCCAGCUCCCCCGCCCUCCCCCGGGAACAUAGAGGCUGCAGCCCUUCAGGAAAUGGGACAGCCUUUACAUGUUGCCACCUCAUUAAGAACCCUCUAGAAUUUGCCCAUGAUCUUAUUCAAGCAGGUGAUGUGCACAUGUGGGGUACUGGUUCUGAGGAGUUUGGGAAGCUCCUCAGGAGGGCCACAUAGGCUGCUGGCCAGGCUCCUGCAGCCCCUGCCCCCGGAGUAGUGACAGGUGGGCUCUGGGGAGCCAGGGCCCCGACGGACAGAUGGUCUGCAGAGUGUCAGGCAGCAAUGGGCCAGGUCAGUCCCAGCGGCCCGCAGCCACUCCUCUGUGAAGGUAAAUACCACCUCCAGCAGCCACACCUCCGGAUCCUACUGAGGCUCCAGGUGGUCUGGAUCCUGGUCCUGUCAGGCGUGAUUUUGGGCCUCACUUCCUCUUAAGCACAAGGAACAAAGAUGUGUUUCCAGGAGGAUGACAGGAGCUGCCUAGGCAAGACCACCUUCAGCUCUAUGCGUGCAGCAUAGCGGAGACGGCUGCUGUUCUUGGUUGUAAAACAGGACUGAGCAUGACAAGGGUCUCCACGCUGAGCACCAGGUCCUGGGGGUGAGGCCCUCAGGCAUCCUCAUCUCCAAGAUGUUCCCCCACCGCUAGACCUGACCCCAGCACACAGGCAGCAUCCCCGGGCAGACAGCGAGGCUUCUGGGGUCAGGGAGAUAGGAGGGACGCCACAUGGAGAUGGGCAUGCACCCAUGGGAGACCCUUAGGGGUCACAGAAAUCACUUGGAAGGAGGCGGUGCUUGGAAGGGCCCAGUUUCCAGAAUGAGGCAGGGAUGGCCUGCGACUGUUUGUGAUCAAUAAAGAAGUGGCUAAUUUUGCAGCCACAGGCUGGUGAUGCUGGGGUGUCACAAGGCCAUGGAAUCCUGCAAAUGCAUCUCCAGUUGAAUAAUUCCAGCAAUCCACUCAGUGGUCAUCUGUGCCAGGCCUCUCCAGGAAGGAGACGGCUCUUGUAACCAGAGGAAGACAAGACAGACAGGCGUCCUCCCAUGGGUGCUGUGCGGAGCCGGGCCAGCAGAGCGCAUUCUGGAGGCGAGAAGCCUGCACACCCUCUCUCCUGAGUCAAAGGCAUUGGCCUCAAACUGCAUCGUCAGAACUCUGAAUACUAAUUACCCAUCAAUUAACCAGGACAUGUGAAGGAUAUUAGCAGAGGUAGCAUGUCAUCACAUAUAUACUUAUACAUGUACACACGUGAGUGAUCCUAAUAAGCUCUGAUGCUCCAAACAGCCAAGUGUGUAUGCUGGGUCACAUUCAACACACACACACACACACACACAGCCUGACACAUCGUGAAUGGUGAUAACAUUUAUUGUGGUGAUGCUUACUGAGGACUUAUUAUGUGACAGGCAUUGUUCUGACAGCUUCAGUUCACAUG
Messenger RNA from Pipistrellus kuhlii (Kuhl's pipistrelle), 5416 nucleotides. RefSeq names its product cadherin related family member 1 (gene CDHR1). Bases 180 to 2744 code for a protein of 854 amino acids. Gene Ontology annotation, biological process: multicellular organism development; cell-cell junction assembly; calcium-dependent cell-cell adhesion. The record is from RefSeq and is a predicted model, not a curated record. NCBI's taxonomy places the organism in Eukaryota, Metazoa, Chordata, Mammalia, Chiroptera, Vespertilionidae. The transcript has 17 exons. Gene Ontology annotation, cellular component: catenin complex; adherens junction; plasma membrane. Gene Ontology annotation, molecular function: cadherin binding; calcium ion binding.